Messenger RNA from Oncorhynchus masou masou (cherry salmon), 9134 nucleotides. RefSeq names its product polyamine-transporting ATPase 13A3-like. The coding region runs from base 307 to 4071 and encodes 1254 amino acids. Gene Ontology annotation, molecular function: ATPase-coupled monoatomic cation transmembrane transporter activity; polyamine transmembrane transporter activity; ATP hydrolysis activity. Gene Ontology annotation, cellular component: late endosome membrane. The record is from RefSeq and is a predicted model, not a curated record. The transcript has 33 exons. NCBI's taxonomy places the organism in Eukaryota, Metazoa, Chordata, Actinopteri, Salmoniformes, Salmonidae. Gene Ontology annotation, biological process: polyamine transmembrane transport; intracellular calcium ion homeostasis.
GAAAGAAUAAGAUAAUGCGAGAAAAUAGGCGUACGCAAAAUGUGUCCUCACAUCCUGUUUUUCACUUCCUCCUCAAUGGUCGUGAAUGAACCAGUUUCGGACGGUCUGUAUGCGCAUGGAAUAUACCACAGCACAUUGUCAAUAUUGCACACGCGCCCUUUCUGUGGACACUUUACAGGCCACAUCAAUUGUAGAAGACAUUUGUGCGCGGUGAAAUUCUGAAUCCGUAUUUUUCCCGCAAUAUGAGUGAUUUCUGAUAGCAAGAGGCCAGAGGGUUCUGUGGGACCUUUAAACACUUUUGACAGGAUGGAGAAGAAAGACGUGAAGAUCAUCAACCAGGGCCUGGAGGACGAGAUGGAGGUGUGGGGUUACCGGCCGUGCCCCUGGAAGAUGGUUCUGGUGGCCGUUGGGGCGGUGUGCACCGGGGGGCUGCUGUUUCUGGUGCUCUACUGGCUGCCUGAGUGGGGAGUGAGAGGGACCUGCACACGGACCCCCUUCAUCAGGGAGUCCCAGACACUGCUGCUAAGAUCCACAGACGAGUUUAGGAGAUGGUUCCGGGCCAAGGUACAUGUGAUGCUAGCCCCUGGAAAGAGACCCUUUGAAGGUGUCGAUCUCCUAAGCCCUCUGCACAUACCUAAUGGGGACAGUAUACACUCCUUCAGUGCCCUCCAAGAUGAACUUCAGGGAAAAUACGUCCAUAUCCAGCCAGUUCAGGUUUGCUACUUCACCCACCACAGCACAAAAUACUACUGGGAUGAUCUGCUUCAGAAUUUUGAAGUGUUUAAAGGUUUGGAGGAUGUCAGGGUGACUUGUUCCAGCAUCCACACUGACCACAGCUCUGGUCUCAGCAAACUACUUCAGGACUACAGGAGACUGUUCUUUGACGUAAAUGAAAUAGCAGUUAAGGUGCCAUCUGUGUUCAAGCUACUCAUAAAAGAGGUUCUGAAUCCAUUCUACAUAUUCCAGCUCUUCAGCGUGAUUCUGUGGAGCAUUGAACAGUAUUACUACUACGCCGCUGCCAUAGUCUUCAUGUCUGUCAUAUCCAUAGCUACCUCGCUGUACACCAUCAAGAAGCAAUACAUCAUGCUGCAUGACAUGGUGGCGACACACAGUAUUGUACGUGUCUCAGUGUGCAGAGGGACUCGAGAUGUCGAGGAGGCCAUGUCCACAGAGCUGGUCCCCGGUGAUGUCAUCGUCAUCCCGUCCAAUGGAAUGAUCAUGCCCUGUGAUGCCGUGCUGGUUCAUGGAAACUGCAUCGUCAACGAGAGCAUGCUGACAGGUGAGAGUGUGCCUGUCACCAAGACCAGCCUACCCAGCUCAGGAGAAGAUGGGGCUGGCGUCUAUAGCAUAGAGGAACACAAGAGACACACGCUGUUCUGUGGGACUCACAUCAUUCAGACCCGCUUCUACACCGGGGAACUGGUCAAGGCCGUGGUGGUCAGGACUGGUUUCAGCACAGAGAAGGGCCAGCUGGUGCGCUCCAUCCUGUACCCCAAGCCCACUGACUUCAAGCUGUACAGAGAUGCCUAUCUCUUCCUGCUCUGUCUGGUGGGAGUGGCCGGCAUUGGCUUCAUCUACACCAUCGUCCUCAGCAUCAUAAACCAGGUUCCAGCCAAAACCAUAGUGGUUGAAUCUCUGGACAUUAUCACCAUCACGGUGCCCCCGGCGCUGCCUGCAGCCAUGACAGCUGGCAUCGUCUAUGCCCAGCGCCGGCUGAAACGUGUGGGUAUCUUCUGCAUCAGCCCCCAGAGGAUCAACAUCUGUGGCCAACUCAACCUCGUCUGCUUCGACAAGACUGGUACUCUCACUGAAGAUGGUUUGGACCUUUGGGGGAUCCAGAGAGUUGAAAAUGGCAGUUUCUCUCCCCCAGAGGAUGACCCAGCCAAUGAGACACUAGUCAGGUCCUCGUUUGUGUCUUGCAUGGCCACCUGCCACUCUCUGACCAAGCUAGAGGGAGAACUCUCCGGAGACCCAAUGGACCUCAAGAUGUUCAACGCUACAGGCUGGAUUCUAGAGGAGCCAACAGAGGAAGAAACAGCCCUCCACAAUCCCAUAAUGCCCACCGUGGUGCGGCCACCCAAACAGGUGCUCCCAGAGGUCAACCAGGAAGUCAAUCUAGCACAGAACAUGGAGUUGUCUGAGCUGACGUUGUCCUAUGAGAUUGGGAUCGUCCGCCAGUUUCCAUUCUCGUCGGCUCUACAGAGGAUGAGUGUGGUGGUCCGGAAGCUGGGGGAGAAGCGCAUGGACGCCUACCUCAAGGGGGCGCCAGAGGUUGUGGCCAGCCUCUGCGCAGAGGACACAAUACCAGAGAGCUUCACAGAGACCUUGGAGUUUUACACCAGGCAGGGGUUCAGAGUCAUAGCCUUGGCCCAUCGCCAGCUGGAGGCCAAACUCUCCUGGCACAAGGUCCAGAACCUCAACAGAGAUCUCAUAGAGACCAAUAUGGAGUUCCUUGGGCUCAUAAUCAUGGAAAACAAGCUAAAGGAAGAGACUUCUGGGGUUUUAAAAGACCUGCGACGUGCAAACAUCCGCACUGUGAUGGUUACAGGCGAUAAUAUGCUAACCGCUAUAUCAGUAGCCAGGGACUGUGGGAUGAUAACCCCUCAUGAGAGGGUCAUCGUAGCAGACGCCACACCUCCCAAAGACAUCCAGCCUGCUACGAUCAAUUGGCACUACACAGAGAACCACGCCACCAGCAAAGACAACCGUGUUGAGUCAGCGGAAAUCAGCCUUGACGAUGUAGGCCAUGAGGCUUAUGGUGAGCAGCACAAGCAGCAGGAGCAGGGCUACCAUUUCGCCAUGAGUGGCAGGUCCUUUGCUGUCAUCACCGAACACUUCCCUGACCUAGUCCAAAAGCUGGCACUGCAUGCCACAAUAUUCGCCCGCAUGGCUCCUGACCAGAAGACUCAGCUGGUAGAGGUCCUACAGAGUGUGGACUAUACUGUAGGGAUGUGUGGUGAUGGUGCCAAUGACUGUGGCGCCCUAAAGAGAGCUCACAGUGGGAUCUCUCUGUCAGAGCUGGAGGCCUCGGUCGCCUCCCCCUUCACCUCCUCCACCGCCAACAUCUCCUGUGUGCCCAACCUCAUUAGAGAGGGGAGAGCUGCUCUCAUCACUUCCUUCUGUGUGUUCAAGUUCAUGGCCCUGUACAGCAUCAUCCAGUACCUCAGUGUCACGCUCCUCUACUCUAUCCUCAGCAACCUGGGAGACUUCCAGUUCCUCUUCAUUGACGUUGCUAUCAUUCUGAUCAUUGCCUUCACAAUGAGUCUGAACCCGGCGUGGAAGGUUCUGGUGGCGCAGCGCCCCCCGUCCAGUCUAAUCUCAGGCCCUCUGCUGUUCUCCGUGCUGACCCAGAUCCUCACCUGUCUGGCCUUCCAGAUCCUGGCCUUCCUCUGGGUCCGGGGCCAGAACUGGUACGAGAAAUGGACGCCCCUCUCAGAUGCUUGUAAUGUUUCCAGUGCCAAUCUCACCCAUGGUCCCAACAUAACGUCACAUGUCGACCACAAGAACAUUAGGAACUAUGAGAACACUACACUCUUCUACGUCUCCUCCUUCCAGUACCUGGCAGUGGCCAUCAUCUUCUCCAAAGGAAAACCUUUCAGACAGCCAAGCUAUAAAAACUGGCCGUUCAUGCUAUCCUGUAUGGCUCUGUACAUAUUCCUCUUCAUGAUCAUGCUGUAUCCUGUUCCUGCCAUCGACAAUUUCCUGGAGAUUGUGUGUGUUCCCCAUGAAUGGCGCAUAACAGUGGUCAUCAUUGUCCUAGUGAACGCUGUUGUGUCUUUCCUAUUGGAGACUUUGGUCCUUGACAUCAUCUUAUGGAAGCUGGUGUUCAGUCGAGACAAGCAGGGGGGCAGCGAUGGCAUGGCCGUCACCUCCGCUACUCUCACACCUCAGUCUGCUAAUGAGCGUUGGUGCACGGCGUUCAUCUCCUGGCUGUUCUGUCGGAAGGGGAAGACCCCCAGAGUGCGCUACAUGCAAGUCGCCCAGGAGCUGCAGGAGGACCCCGACUGGCCCCCCAAACCUGCUACCGUCACCUACACCACCAGCACCCCCCACCACACUGUCAGCAUGUGACACAUGGCCACAAAAAAAUAUAUUUAACCAGGCAUGUCAGUUAAUAACAAAUUCUUAUUUACAAUGACGGCCUACCCCGGCUAAACCCUCCCCUAACCCGGACGACGCUGGGCCAAUUGUGUGCCGCCCUAUGGUACUCCUGAUCAUAGCCAGUUGUGAUACAGUCUGGGAUCGAACCAGGGUCUCCAGUGAUGCCACUAGCACUGAGAUGCAGUGUCUUAGACCACUGUGCAACUCAGGAGGCAUACAGUACCCAGUCUAGAACCUUCCAUUCCCCGGACCAGGUUUAUAACCAGCAUCAAGUAUAGUACCUUCCUUUGCCUGGACAAGUAGGGCUGUGAUGAUACCAGUAUAGCAAUACUUUUUCCAUGGCAAAAAUGAAAACAUGAAGCAGACCAAACUCUUAGGUAUUUUAAAAAUCUGCUGUAAGUAAAAUAUUGUCUGCAAUAGGCAGGUUGGUUGUUGAGUAACAAAACGGACGCGUGCGCAACUAUGAGGAAAAACAGAUGGGUUGGCUUAGAUUGUUAUAAUAAAUUAUAUUUAUUCUCCAAUGUUUAUUGAAAAGCAAAAUCCAUUUGCACAAUGAGCACUUGUCUCUCAAAUACAUUGUAACAGUUGUUAGCUAGCUAGCGAAUUUGAGCCAUAUUAGCAUUGACAUGAAAUCAGUCAAAACACCUCAAAACAAGACAUGGUAUCAAGAAGAUGAAACUAGCUGAAAUGAGUCACUUGCGAUUCCCCACAUGGCAGUUUCUUGUAAUUGUUGGUAUCUAUCUAGCCAUCCAGAAUCACAACAAUGCAGACUUCUGCCCCAUUUGAUGUGUGUGCAUCGUUUUCGUGACAUUGUCAGCUAACCCAUCUAUAGCUAGGAAAAUAAAUAAAUGUGACUCCAACAUAAGGGCUGUUUUCCUAAAGAAGUUAAAUCUGCUUCGUUUUCCUAUCCAAGAUAAUAACAAGUAUCGUCCUGUCCCUAGUUUAUAACCAAUAUCCAUUGCCUGGACAACUGACCUAGUUUAUAACCAAUAUCGAGUCUAGAACCUUCCAUUGCCUGGACAACUGACCUGGUUUAUAACCAAUAUCGAGUCUAGAACCUUCCAUUGCAUAGACAACUGACCUGGUUUGUAACCAAUAUCGAGUCUAGAGCCUUCCAUUGCCUGGACAACUGACUGGUUUAAAACCAAUAUUGAGUCUAGAACCUUCCAUUGCCUGGACAACUGACUAGUUUAUUACCAAUAUCGAGUCUAGAACCUUCCAUUGCCUGGACAACUGACCUGGUUUAUAACCAAUAUUGAGUCUAGAACCUUCUUUUGCCUGGACAACUGACUAGUUUAUUACCAAUAUCGAGUCUAGAACCUUCCAUUGCCUGGACAACUGACUGGUUUAUAACCAAUAUCGAGUCUAGAACCUUCCAUUGCCUGGACAACUGACCUGGUUUAUAACCAAUAUUGAGUCUAGAACUUUCUUUUGCCUGGACAACUGACCUGGUUUAUAACCAAUAUUGAGUCUAGAACCUUCCAUUGCCUGGACAACUGACUGGUUUAUAACCAAUAUUGAGUCUAGAACCUUCCAUUUCCUGGACAACUGACUGGUUUAUAACCAGUAUCGAGUCUAGAACCUUCCAUUGUCUGGACAACUGACCUGGUUUAUAACCAAUAUCGAGUCCAGAACCUUCCAUUGCCUGGACAACUAGCCCCAUAUCCAGACUGUGAUCCGGUCAACUUCUUGACCAUAACUAGACCUUAACUGCUCCGUCCUUACCCAUAACCCCCAAACCACACAUAGAACCCCAGCAAUGUGACUACUGACAGGUUGCCCCAUACUGGGCACUUAUCACCCUCUUUUUGCUAUUAAUUUAGCCUUGGUGUUGAGGCCCAGAGAUGAUAUCUUUCCAAUACAGGGCUUGCCUUGCACUCACCACUGGUUGAUUUUUCAGCUUCACAAAGACUAAGAACUAUGGAAUCGUCCACUAACACUUUCUCACCUGCCUUGAUUGCUGCUCCAACGAAAUGUCAAGAGUUAAAGAGAACAUGUGUGAACAGGACCGUACUGAGGGAAAUGGAGGGAUUUUAUUUGAUUUUUUAUCAACACACCCAGAUUAUGCAUUUUGAAAGCACUGUGUGUGUGUUUUAAGCGUGAGUGGUACUACUGUAUUUGCCAAGAUUGAAUAACAUUCCAAUGCACCAAUAAUAUAUUGCUGUGUUUCUCUGAGAAUUUGCUACGCUUUAUGAAUGUAAUUCUUCCUGUGGAAGUAUGUGAGUGUCCGUGACUCUUGUGAAACCUGAACACUUGAGUUGAUCUGAUGCCUGUGUGUUUGUGCGUGUGUGUGCAGGGUCUUGGGCAAGACUUAAUAAAACAUUAUUGGGAUGGGAAAACAUUUUCAGUGCAAACUUAAAUGACUUAAACCAGAUAUAUAUAUGAUGAUCUUUGAGAACUAACAAUAUCCCCAAAUAAAAUCUAGCCCGUUAGGGAGAAUCAAAAAUUCGAAAAAUUAUGCAAUCAGUAUUUUUGUCAUGGCAUGGGGCCCCCAUUGAUUUUGUUAUGUUUGAGUCUCUCCGAUAGCAUAACAACGCAUAAACCAUGGCAAAAUGUGUAGAUUUGCUGAAAAUUUAUAUUGAAAAUUCUUCUCUCACAUGACAAAUGUGUAGAAUUGCAGGACAUAUUUAUCUGCGGCCAAGAGGGCCUCUAAAAUGUGCAGUCGGCAACCGCACUAUUCACCACGCUCCCGUCACAGCCACGAUCCUAACCCUAAUUUUGAUCCAGAAAAAAACCUGGUAGCUGUGUGCACGUACACUCCUGUACGUAUUUAUUUGGACGCUGAAGCUAAAACGUUUUAAUUCAGCUCUGUACUUUAGCAUUUUGGAUUUAAGAUUAAAUGUUUCAUAUGAGGUGACAGUACAGCAAGUCACCUUUUAUUUUCAGGUAUUUUCAUAUAUAUCUUUUACCAUUUAGAAAUGAAAGCACUUUAUGUAUCUAGUCCUCCCAUUUUAAAGGCGUCAAAUACUUGAAGCGUUCAAAUAGGUGGACUAAAUACAUGAAGGGCUUUAUUCUCUAAACUAUAAAACGGAUAUGUAUGAGAAUACCCUCAAAUAAAAGGUGACAUUCUGUACCAUCUCCUCAUAUGAAACAAUUGAUCUCUGUAGAAUAGCGGACCUAGAGUAUCCAAGUGAGGUGAUGGGUGGGAAUGAGGUGAUGUAACAUUUUGUAGCAUUUAUAAACCAUUGCACCUGACCUAAAUGCUGCUUUUAUUAAAGGGAAUUAUUUUGAAAAUAUAUCACAUUUUGAAUGUAUUUUAUAUUCUCUGAGAUUAACAGCUAAUUUUAAUAUCUGUUUUUUCAAUUUGUACAGUACAUGGUUUACAACUGAUGUAUCGCCUGUAUUGUCUAGUAUACACUACCGUUUAAAGGUUUGGGGACACUUAGAAAUGUCCUUGUUUUUGAAAGAAAAGCACACAAAAAAGUCCAUUAAAAUAACAUCAAAUUGAUCAGAAUUACAGUGUAGACAUUGUAAAUGUUGUAAAUGGCUAUUGCGGCUGGAAAAAGCUUUUAUCUUUUAUUUUUUAUAGAAUGUCUACAUAAGCGUACAGAAGCCCAUUAUCAGCAAUCAUUACUCCUGUGUUCCAAUGGCACGUUGUGGUAGCUAAUCCAAGUUUAUCAUUUUAAAGGCUAAUUGAUCAUUAGAAAAUCCUUUUGCAAUUAUGUUAGCACAGCUGAAAACGGCUGUGCUGGUUAAAGAAGCAAUAAAAAUGUCCUUCUUUAGACUAGUUGAGUAUCUGGAGCAUCAGCAUUUGUGGGUUCAAUUACAGCCUCAAAAUGUCCAGAAACAAAGAACUUUCUUCUGAAACUCAUUAGUCUAUUCUUGUUCUGAGAACUGAAGGCUAUUCCAUGCGAGAAGAUCUUGUACAACGCUGUGUACUACUCCUUCACAGAACCGUGCAAACUGUCUCUAACCAGAAUAGAAAGAGGAGUGGGAAGCCCCGGUGCACAACUGCAAAAGAGGACAUGUACAUUAGAUAGACUAGUUUGAGAAACAGACGCAUCACAAGUCCUCAACUGUCAGCUUCAUUAAAUAGUGCCCGCAAAACACCAGUCUCAACGUCAACAGUGAAGAGGCGACUCCGGGAUGCUGGCCUUCAAGGCAGAGUUCCUCUGUCCGGUGUGUGUGUUUUUUUUGCCCAUCUUAAUCUUUUAUUUUUAUUGGCCAGUCUGGGAUAUGUCUUUUUCUUUGCAAUUCUGCCUAGAAGGCCAGCAUCCCGGGGUCGCCUCUUCACUGUUGACGUUGAAACUGGUGUUAUUCUGGGACUAUUUAAUGAAGCUGCCAGCAUUAACAAUGUCUACACUGUAUUUCAUAUCAAUUUCAUGUGAUUUUUAUUUUAAAAAACAAGGACAUUUCUAAGUGACCUUAAACUUCUGAACGGUAGUGAACAUCCAAGCUUGAUGAUAUUGACCUAAACAUUUGUCAACAAUUACUUUGAAUAUAUCUCCCUGUAAAGGUCUCACCAGAAGUAUUAAAGGGAUAGUUCAGUGAAAUUAAAUAGUUUGAUAUUUGUUUCCUUACCUUUUUAAAUGUCAUGCUCAAAUCAUCUGUUAAAUAGAAUUUCUUGUUCAACGACUUGGUUUGAAAUGAUUUUAAGAUGAUUUGGGCAUCAAUAAACGGGGGAGAUUGACGUUCAUUGAUUUUUAGUCUGAAUAUGCUAAUAUUAGCCUUUGUUGGCAGUGGCUCGUUUAAGAAAGCCACAGUGUGGAUUGCAGUCUCUCCUUGUCCAUAUACAACUUUCAAGGUAAGAAAACAAAUCUAAGUAUGUAAUUUCACUAAACUAUCCUUUAAAUGCCUUACUGAUAGUCAGAACUACAAAAAAAAAAAUAAUUGUAAUGAUUGUUUACUUUUAAUUCCUUCCUUUCCUUUGUGAUGCAACUCACAAGGAAUGUGUGAUUUUCUGAAAAUGUCUACAAUAAUUUUGAUAUUUUCUCUUGUGUUUGCUCUGUAGAGAGGAUUGCAUAAAUGCCUUCUUCCAUUCUGACAACUUAACUCAACCAUUCCAUUUGCCAAUAAAUCUGUAUAUUAAAACA